ACCCCACCCCCGCCGUACCACCGACAUCGCCGCCGGAUAGAUAAUCCCAGCCCAGCCCGAAUCCAACCAGACCCGAUCCCCACGCGCAUUCCCUCCGCUCCCCGCCCCGGAUCCGACCGUCCACCCGACCGCGCCGCGCGACCGCCGGGGGAGGGAGAGCAUGGCGAGUGGGGGCAGGACGGAUCUGGACGGCGCCGCCGUGGCGCCGCUGACCAUCUGCGUGAUCGGCGCCGGCGGCUUCAUCGGCUCGCACCUCUGCGAGAAGCUCAUGGCCGAGACCCCGCACGUCGUCCUCGCCGUCGACGUCUACUGCGACAAGAUCCGCCACCUCGUCGACCCGCCCCCGCCCCGCCUCGCCGGACGCAUCUCCUUCCACCGCCUCAACAUCAAGAACGACUCCCGCCUCGAGGGCCUCAUCAAGAUGGCCGAUCUGACGAUAAACCUGGCGGCGAUCUGCACGCCGGCGGACUACAACACGCGGCCGCUCGACACCAUCUACAGCAACUUCAUCGACGCGCUCCCGGUGGUCAAGUACUGCUCGGAGAACAGCAAGCGUCUGAUCCACUUCUCCACGUGCGAGGUCUACGGCAAGACCAUCGGCAGCUUCCUCCCCAAGGACCACCCCCUCCGCAAGGAACCUGAAUUUUAUGUGCUGACAGAAGAUGAGUCACCCUGCAUCUUUGGUCCAAUCGUGAAACAGAGAUGGUCCUACGCGUGCGCAAAGCAGCUUAUCGAGAGGCUUGUUUUUGCUGAAGGCGCAGAAAAUGGCCUUGAAUUCACGAUUGUGAGACCUUUCAAUUGGAUUGGGCCAAGGAUGGACUUCAUUCCUGGCGUUGAUGGUCCUAGCGAGGGUGUUCCUCGGGUUUUGGCUUGCUUCAGCAACAAUCUCCUCCGCAGAGAGCCCCUGAAGCUUGUCGAUGGCGGCGAGUCCCAGAGAACUUUUGUUUACAUCAAGGAUGCCAUUGAAGCUGUUCUUUUGAUGAUUGAAAACCCUGCUCGAGCCAAUGGUCAUAUCUUCAACGUGGGGAACCCUGACAAUGAAGUCACUGUUAGGGAGUUGGCUGAAAUGAUGACAGAGGUCUAUGCUAAGGUCUCAGGAGAGCCCCCGCUGGAGGAGCCUGUGAUCGACGUGAGCGCAAAAGAAUUCUACGGCGAAGGGUACGACGACAGCGACAAGAGGAUCCCCGACAUGACCCUGAUCAACAAGCAGCUAGGGUGGAACCCCAAGACCCCUCUCAAGGACCUGCUGGAGACGACGCUGACCUACCAGCACAAGACCUACAAGGAAGCCGUCAAGACGCAGAUGUGUCUGGCCACGGCGACGCCUUCAAGCUAGACGAUGACGGCGCAGCUAUGCUGCUCUUGAUCUUUUGGAAGCCAGAUACUUAUAUCGUAGUGAAACCGUCGUCGUCGUUUUUGUCGCGCCUCUAGAUCCCACCCACCUAUCUUCUUACCUACCUAGAUUCGUCAUUGUGUAACCCUAUAUCGGGCAAAGGGAACUGAGUAUCUGAGUAUCUAUUACAUAUACCUGUGGUGGCAGUGUUUGUUA
This is a messenger RNA of Triticum urartu, 1549 nucleotides long. Its product is annotated as UDP-D-apiose/UDP-D-xylose synthase. The record is from RefSeq and is a predicted model, not a curated record. Gene Ontology annotation, molecular function: carboxy-lyase activity. NCBI's taxonomy places the organism in Eukaryota, Viridiplantae, Streptophyta, Magnoliopsida, Poales, Poaceae.